AUGCCUGAAUCUGUGGCCAUGGAAAUCUACCUCAACGGUCCGAAGGAGUUACCUGACGUCUGGGCAGGGCAGGGAACGCAGGGGGCACAGAGCAACCAGAAUUGA
Messenger RNA from Fusarium verticillioides 7600, 105 nucleotides. RefSeq lists its product as hypothetical. The coding region runs from base 1 to 105 and encodes 34 amino acids. The record is from RefSeq and is a predicted model, not a curated record. The transcript has 2 exons. Lineage: Eukaryota; Fungi; Ascomycota; Sordariomycetes; Hypocreales; Nectriaceae.